Lindgomyces ingoldianus is the source of this 984-nucleotide messenger RNA. RefSeq lists its product as uncharacterized. The transcript is spliced from 8 exons. The record is from RefSeq and is a predicted model, not a curated record. The coding region runs from base 1 to 984 and encodes 327 amino acids. NCBI's taxonomy places the organism in Eukaryota, Fungi, Ascomycota, Dothideomycetes, Pleosporales, Lindgomycetaceae.
AUGGUCCAGGUACCGAAUCGAUACGCAAUCCCCCGGCUAUUUCUAUUCUACCUUCUGGGGGACAUUGGCGGCCUAAGGGGUGCAAGCGGACUGGCAGUCUCCUACGCCAUUCCAGCGUUGACCGACGCCUACAAAAGGGACUGCCAUUUGCAAUUCACGUUUCGGCAGUACAAUAAAACAAUCGAGUACCUUCGACACCACUUGCUGUAUCCGUAUACCUUGAAUUCGUUCGUUGACACUACGAAACAGGGCACACUUAUUUCCGAACGGGAUUCAUUUUGUUUACAGCCACUCAACCCCACUCUCACGUUAAUACGCUCUCCCGAGUCCAACGACGACCUGAUCGUUGAAGCCUGCUUUAGGUUAUAUAUCCAGAUGAAGCUCUUCGGGCACAUAAUUCAGCAUCCUACAUUUGCUUUACAUGCACCUAGAAGCGAGCUCCCAAUACCUGCCUGGUGGUCUUAUGCCGUUUCGAAUGUGUCCCCCGAGGCGGUACACUUUCUAGCAGAUCGUAAGACAAGCAGCAUGGCAUUCAAAUUGAUCUUGCAUCUUGGCGCCAGGCUAACCAACUGCCCAGCUACUCCAAUCACUCCUCGGGGCACUAUAUGCAAAUUGAUCUUCGGCUGCUAUACCUACCCCUUCGCCUCUAUCACAGCUCAUUCCUUACAGCUCUGGAAAGGUGUUCUAGAACGCCCCGUUUUCGAGCUGUCUCCGACUUAUAGCAUGGGAAUGUCCAAGUCAAUUGCAGAUCUAGGUUCAAUUCCGCCCUUACUAUACGGCUCUGAGGUGCCGAGGAUGUGGGAUUCAGCGCUGGCUUCAUGUGUUUCCAGGGAGGUAUUAGAGGUAUUAGAGGUUGACUUCUAUGGGGAACCUUGCAUGGUCGACAACUUUUUACUCACCAGGAUGCCAGAGAAACUUGAGUGUCAGCUAUCAACCGUACUAGAGAAGGAGAGGGUGCUUGAAGUUCAGAAAGUCUCAAAUUAA